UACCGAAACCCGAAAUCUGCGCAAGUACGAAAUAUGAGUGCUAUUGACAGAUACCCAUAUUUCAAUGCGUAGCAACAUAAUAAAACGCGUAUCUUCUAGGUAGACACGAUGCCGCCCUGCCGCAGAGCUUUCGCGGCCGCAUGUGUCCUGACCCCUCUUCUCUAUAUCUAUUGGUGGAGAUUCACAAAACCUGGUUCACUAGGUGGUUUUGGAGGCAGGCUUCUCAUUGAAGAUAUAUUUAAUAGAACCUUAGGCUUUUCAGAAAUAUUCGUCAUCAAUCUCCCGUCUCGAACAGAUCGCCGAGAUGCAAUGGCCCUGGCGGGAGCCGUCAGCAACCUCACCUUCACCUGGAUCGACGGCGUGUCAAGCGAUCAAAUAGGACAUGAUAAUGCACCAGCUAAAAACGAAAUACGCUCUUCUGGCGCGAAAGGAUCUUGGAGAUCCCAUAUGAACGCACUGCAAGCCGUCGUCAAGAACGGUAUUGGAAGCGCUCUGAUUUUGGAGGACGAUAUCGACUGGGAUAUACGCCUGAAAUCACAACUCCAGAUUUUUGCGUCGGCUUCGAGAACUUGGUUAAGAGAAUCCAGGUCUGAAGAAAACCCGGUUAGGUUGCUCGAUUUUGUUCCAUUUUCACUUCAGAAAGAGGACGACGGGACAGCUAACAUGGAAUCUGGGAAGGACACGAUCCAACUGGAUCAUAAUAUGGGUGCUGAUGGCCUUGCUCAUAGAACUGCUUAUGGCGAUGGUUGGGACGUUCUGUGGCUUGGGCACUGUGGUACCGAUUUUCCCUCUGACAAGUCUCAGCUGUCCCCCCUGAGAAUUGCAAUACCGGGAGACGACACAGUCCCAGUUCCUAAACACCUCAAACCUCACCCAUUUGCUUCACGGGACAGGCUAGGCGAAAUAUACCCACCUCAUACACGUGUCGUGCAUGCGUCCAACGGAACCGUCUGUAGUCUUGCCUACGCAGUCAGCCAUAAAGGAGCCCGAAACUUGCUCUCGAAAUUUGAGUCUCACUACGAUACUCAAUGGGACUUGAUGCUGCAGAAAUGGUGUGAAGGGGGGUACACUAUUGGGGACAAGUCCAAACCUACACCAGAACCGGAUACCGAUGAUGAGGCUAUCUCUAUGAGCCGAGGGGUCCGACCUGUCUGUCUCACAGUACAACCACCCCUAUUCAGCCAUCAUUAUGCCAAGGGAGGUGCUUCGGACAUUCAAGGACAGGGUGGCGGUUAUGCGAGAGGAGCAGGGACCCCGUAUAUAAGACUAAGUGUACGGGAAAACUUGAGACGUCUGGUCGCCGGGGCAUCGACGGCCGAGAUGGUGGACCAAUUACCCGAUGACGGAAAGCCUAUUUGGAAUUAGAUACGAAGAUAAAGAGCACUGGUUAGAAAAGGCGGUGCCCCAAGUCUUUUCUAUAUUUUCUUUCAAAUGUAUCACCUUGGCUCUGGCCUGUCGAGGGGCCCCCUUUUCAUCCGGCGAAAACCCAUAUCGCAAUAUCGAACAUGCGGCAUGAUGGUGUCUGCUGACUCAAUGUGACUUAGCAUGGGUCGGCCUUUUGCGUCUAAGCGCUGAUAUUCCGUUUUGCAGCCGGGACCGGACAACGGUUUUCUCAAAUGGAGCUGUCGAAAACCCCGGAAGAUGUGCUCAUCCUACUCCGCAUGAUGCUGUACGUUAUACACGCAUACCCUUCCGCAUGUCUUUAAUUUAUAUCGCCGAAAUCAUUCAGAGAUGGCUACCCUUGGUUCCUUGCGAUGAUAAGUCCCAUAAGACCGAUCCGUUUACACCUUCAAGCAGUACCCCUGAUAACCGAUGUAAGCGAGAACUGCAUUCGGUAAGUGUUUAUCGCACUAAAAUACGGAGAUGACAAGUGCAAGGAACAGA
Molecule: messenger RNA, 1884 nt
Organism: Annulohypoxylon truncatum
Lineage: Eukaryota; Fungi; Ascomycota; Sordariomycetes; Xylariales; Hypoxylaceae
Product: glycosyltransferase family 25 protein
Exons: 2
Coding region: 109-1365 (418 amino acids)
Source: RefSeq, a predicted model, not a curated record